AUAGAGUGACUGCAAUGCAUUUUGGGAUACAGUACAACUGUAUACGCGUGUGUCGUACAGGAUAUUUGGCCAGUGCAGUAAAUAAUGUCGUCUGAGUGUUAGUGACUUAAUGGAGGUUUUCAAGUUCGUCGCAUCCUUAUUCUUGUGACUUCUGUCAGGUUAGAUAGUAUGUUAUUUCGGACUGGAUUCUUAAUCGCUUCCCUCGCAUGUUUUGAGUCUUGAAAGUUAUUAGUAGUUGAUGUACUGGUAGAAUGUCUACUGUAACGCCGCAUUUAAAUGAGCCAAAUCAUUUUCAGCGAAGUGAAUUCGAAGAUUCGCCAUCAGGAAACCAGAGAAGACGGCGUACUGUUGAACGAGCCGACGGAGAAGGGCGGAUACCGCGACAGCGGGUUGAUGUUGGUCAAACCAGACAUCGACCUCUAAGUGAUUCCAGUGUUGGAUGGCCCCACGUGGAUGGACCCAUUACCAGACAACCUCAUUUGGAUGACUGUCAGCGGAUGGGGACUCUGUUUGGGAUGCUCAAUAAGUGUUUAAGGGGAAUGGGCUUCAGCCAGAUGUACUUUGGGGACAAGAUUGUCGAACCAGUUGUGAUUGUGUUCUUCUGGCUGCUGCUCUGGUUCUUGGGCAUUCAGGCUUUGGGACUGGUGGGAACACUGUGCAUCAUCAUUAUCUACAUUCAGAAGUAAUACAGAUGGUCAGCGUUAAGACUGCUGAUUUCUUUGCUUAGUGCUUGCACAUGUGAAAUUCAUUACUUGCUAAUGACUUUAUGGAUUGUGGAAUCUGUUAUUUUAAUGAAACGCUGGAGAAGGCUGCGCUUCUGUGGCGGUGGUGGUUCACGGAUAUACUAUAGGUGUCACAAUGCUGUUAAAAAAAAUUUCAGUUAUAGAAACAGAGCUUCACAGGGUUGUCCGAUAUGGGGCUUCUUUGACCUCAGUAGCGCUGUCCUGGCAACAGAGCAGAAGUUACGAAUUCCAGCACUCAGGAAACAGAGCUGCACAUAUCUGCAUGGAGUGAUUAACUUAGAACUACUGAGUGUCUGUUACUGAGAUGUGAAAAUGCAUAAGUAAUAUGACUGCAGUAAUCAUAAGGAACUGAAUGUAAACCCUAACAUUGUACUUGCAGUAUGUGUUCAUGAAACAUUUUUGUAGUAAAAUGUUUAAUUUGUGAGAAACUAGGGAGUUCUUAAUCACUUGAGCAGGUUUUGUGGAACAAAACUUGUACACUGGAUACAGUCAACUUAUUGUAUCAAACAUACCUUUGCUAGUGUGACAAAGCUUCAUUGUUGAUGCUGCACAUAAUUUCAUUGGUAUGUUAAGUAUCUGCUGCUCAAAUGUAUCCAUAGAGCUGGUUAAUAUACUGAUAGAAUGUCAGUAUUACCUUAACAGACAGGAAGGAGUGGUUAGAGGCCAUGAUUGGAGUUUUUGCACUUGUUAGCUCUUUACAGUCUUGCUAGAUGAAACGGCUAAAAGGAACACCUAAGUGUUUGACAGUAUCUUCAAACUCAGAGGUUUUUGUUUUGUUUUGUUUUUU
Molecule: messenger RNA, 1530 nt
Organism: Mugil cephalus (flathead mullet)
Lineage: Eukaryota; Metazoa; Chordata; Actinopteri; Mugiliformes; Mugilidae
Gene: fam241a
Product: family with sequence similarity 241 member A
Exons: 2
Coding region: 252-686 (144 amino acids)
Cellular component (GO): intracellular membrane-bounded organelle
Source: RefSeq, a predicted model, not a curated record